Molecule: messenger RNA, 951 nt
Organism: Camelina sativa (false flax)
Lineage: Eukaryota; Viridiplantae; Streptophyta; Magnoliopsida; Brassicales; Brassicaceae
Source: RefSeq, a predicted model, not a curated record
AUGGAUGAAUAUGUUGGAUGGAAUGAUGAGGAUGAUCUCGUUGCUGAUGGUUGGACCAAGCGUUUAGUUGAAAAAGGGAAGCCAAUAUGGUUCGAAGAGCUUUACAACCUAGAUAUAGCGGCCCGAGAUGAUGUGGAUCUUGAUGAUGUUGGUCAGGAUGAUGUUGAUGUGGAUCAAGAUGAUGUGAAUCCGGAGAAUGUGAAUCUGGAUGAUGUGGCUCCGGAAAAUUUGUUACAACUUGCAGUAAGCUUGUUUCUACUUGAUGAUCGAGUGAACAAAGGGUUUAAGGAUAUCAUUGACAAAUUUGAUGUCCUUGAUGCUAUGGUCAAAUCUGUUCAAUUAUAUGUGAAGGAUAAGGAGAAUGUUGAGAAUGAAGACCAUUAUCAUGAGAAUGCUGAGAAUGAGCAAAUUGAGAAGGCGCAACCUAUCUUUAAGAAUGUUGAAAAUGAGGAAAUUGAGAAGGAGCAACCUAUCUUUGAGAAUGUUGAGAAUGAGCAACCUGAGAAGGAGAAUGAUGAGGACCAACAAGUGGAUAAUGAGGAAGUUGCGGAGGAACUAGCUGAGAAGGAAAAGGGCGAUAAGGAGCAGGCCGAUAAGGAACAAGCUGAGAAAGAACAAGCGGAGAAGGAGAAUGUUGAGAAAGAGAAAGCUAAGAAGGAACUGGUUGAUAAGGAACAAGCUGUUAAAGAACAGGCGGAGAAGGAGAAUGUUGAGAAGCAGAAAGCUAAGAAGGAACUGGGUGAUAAGGAACAAAAGGCUGAAGGAAGCGUGAAAGGUCUAGUGAGAUACAAGAGAAAAAAGAAAACAAGAGAAGGAGAAACACAUGGAGAAGACGUUGCAGCAGAGGCUCAACAAGUUAAAAAGGUGAAGAAUAUAAACAAGAAGGGGAAGAGAUCUACCAUGGUCAUGAGGAGUCCCGUUGUCACAAGGCUGAAGAGUUGCAAAAAUUAA